CCAUUCAAAUCUCCUAAAACAUCAUCAUCACACCACUUUUCAGUUUUUUACCCUGCUGAGCCCCAAAACUUUCUUAUUUCCAUUAUCUCUCAAUAUGAAAAAACCCACAUUACACUUUAUUAUCAUUAUUAUUGCAAUAUUCUUCCUUUCCAAUUCUUUCUUUCAAGUCUCCAAGUCCGGACCGGUCCAACCACCAAAUGAUGACUCAUCUCCAAACACGGUCCCAGCAUUCCCGGUUCAGACCGAGUCAGAGCUAUGCCGUCUAGAUUUAUCAUCCGAAUUAUUCGGAGGCGUAAAUGCGGCAUGUGGUCGAAACCUAGACAGGAGCCGAUGUUGUCCGGUGCUGGCGGCGUGGCUGUUUGCAGCACACGCCAGGUCAGCACUUGAAGUCAACGUUUCGGCUCCUGCUUCUAGUUCAUCUAUUUCUGACGAAUUGCCAAUAAUGCCUGAUGAUUCUCAAAAUUGUGUUAACUCAUUGCAGACUUCGUUACUAAGUAGGAAUAUACGUAUACCUCAGCCCAAUGCAUCCUGCGACCCUGUUUUGUGUUUUUGCGGGAUCCGGUUGCAUCAAAUCGGGUCACUUAGUUGUCCCGGUGCUUUUAAUAUUACAAACUCGUCUAGGACCGCUACUCCAACUGCGGCGGUUAGGAACCUAGAAAAGAAUUGCCGGAAUUCAUCGUACGCCGGUUGUACCAAAUGUCUCGGAGCUUUGCAAAAAUUAAACGGGGAUGGGAAGAACGGAACAAGCAGAAAAAGCAGCCAUAAUCAUGAAGGUGGUGACCGAGCAAGUAAGAUAAUGACACGUGACUGCCAGCUAAUGGGGCUGACAUGGCUACUCGCAAGAAACAAGACGGCUUACAUACCCACUGUAUCUGCUGUACUGCGUGCCAUCAUGUACAGUUCACACCCACCCCAUGACUCCAAAUGCAGCCCUGAUCAAGAAAACAUGCCAUUAGCCGUUGAUUCUUUACAGUUCGAUAAAUCUAUAGCAUCCUCAACAUCCAUUUCCUCCUCACAUGUCACUCUUGCUGUAAUGACUAUCUUGCCCUUGGUUAUACGGUUUGUCUAGUCUUGUUUGUCCUUUUCAUUUGGACGGGAAUUACUAAUUUAUUUUUUUUCCUUUUAUUGUAAAGUGCAUGUUACUUGGCUAUGAUUUUUCUUAUUUUCUUGUCAAUAACAGGAUCACGUGAAAGAUUA
Molecule: messenger RNA, 1197 nt
Organism: Erigeron canadensis
Lineage: Eukaryota; Viridiplantae; Streptophyta; Magnoliopsida; Asterales; Asteraceae
Exons: 2
Coding region: 95-1069 (324 amino acids)
Source: RefSeq, a predicted model, not a curated record